Penicillium hordei is the source of this 996-nucleotide messenger RNA. RefSeq lists its product as uncharacterized. The coding region runs from base 1 to 996 and encodes 331 amino acids. Gene Ontology annotation, molecular function: monooxygenase activity; heme binding; iron ion binding. The record is from RefSeq and is a predicted model, not a curated record. The transcript has 2 exons. NCBI's taxonomy places the organism in Eukaryota, Fungi, Ascomycota, Eurotiomycetes, Eurotiales, Aspergillaceae.
AUGUGCGAGAAAUGGUGGCGCCAGUAUAACCAGACCGUUUUCCAGAUUAAGCUAGGCAACACCCGGGCCGUGGUGGUCAACUCGUUUGACGACUGCAAGAAGAUGCUCCUAGGCAACCAGAGUGCUGUCAUCGACCGACCCAAACUAUACACCUUCCAUGGCGUCAUCAGCAGCACCCAGGGUUUUACCAUCGGCUCAUCUCCCUGGGACGAGUCUUGCAAGAAGAAACGCAAAGCGGCCGGCACGGCGCUGGGCCGGGCGGCGCUACGCAGCUACUUCCCUAUGUUUGACCUUGAGAGCUUCUGUAUCGUACGUGACAUAAAGGGCGAUAGCCGCAACGGCGAGCUCGAGAUCGAUGUACGGCCGUAUAUCCAGCGCUACGCGCUCAACACCAACCUAACGCUCUGCUACGGUAUCCGUAUGGACGAGGUCUACGACGAGCUACUAUGCGAAAUCAUACAGGUCAGCUCCGCUAUCUCGCUCCUACGCAGCGCAUCCGAAAACCUACAGGACUAUGUGCCCUUGCUACGCUACCUACCUAAUAACGAGAAGAACGCACGAUCCCAGGAGCUACGUGACCGCCGCGACGCCUACCUGAACCUACUGCUAGAUAAGGUCCGCGAUAUGAUUAAACAUGAGGUCGAUAAGCCCUGCAUCUCGGCGGCCAUUCUUAAGGAUAUAGAAAGCAAGCUCGCAGGCGUCGAAGUCUCGUACCUAACGUCGUGCAUCGGUUCUCUGUGCACGCCUGAGGGCCAGGUUCGGCAGGACCGCGCGUAUAAGGACAUAAGGCGCCAAUUCCCAGACAUACGUGAUGCCUGGACAGCCUCCUUCGUCGAGGAGAAGAUACCGUACAUCAACGCCAUCGUCAAGGAAGCCGGCCGGUACUACACCGUCAGCUGUAUGAGUUUGCCGAGAAAGACAGUCACCGAGGUCAACUGGAACGGGGCCAUCAUCCCGGCUAAGACAAUGGUCCUAAUUAAUGAAACAUUGUCUUAG